Leptonychotes weddellii (Weddell seal) is the source of this 736-nucleotide messenger RNA. The record is from RefSeq and is a predicted model, not a curated record. Lineage: Eukaryota; Metazoa; Chordata; Mammalia; Carnivora; Phocidae.
AUGGGUGGAGAAUUCCUGGAGCAGUACCUAGCAUAUGCUAGCAAGUGCUAUCACGUUAAAUGGAAAUGCGGAAUCACUUGUUUGGAUAUUCAGUAUGGUUUUCAAAAUAACAACCCAUAUCACAGGAGGAAAAAAAAACCCCACAACUUUCUUGUACUUCUCUCAACAGAUGGUCUUCAAGCCGACAGAGAGGCUGAUGGAACAGAAGGAGUUGAUGAAGAUAUGAUUGUGACCCAAAGUCAGACCAACUUCAUCUGCCCCAUUACACAGGUGGAAAUGAAGAAGCCGGUGAAAAAUAAAGUGUGUGGCCACACCUAUGAGGAGGAAGCCAUUGUGCGCAUGAUUGAGUCCAAGCACAAGCGGAAGAAAAAGGCCUGUUGCCCCAAAAUUGGCUGUAGCCACACGGAUGUGAGAAUGUCUGAUCUCAUCCAGGAUGAAGCACUCAGAAGGGCCAUUGAGAGCCACAACAAGAAGAAAAAUCGUCCACCCGAGUAGGAAAAGCACACCUCCCUGCAGGGAUGUCCGCAGCCUACCUCCUACCCCAGCCCCCUGGAGACAGCAGUGUUUCUCAGAGCACCUCGACUGGCUGCAUAGCAUACUUUGUUGGGGUAAAACUUGAAGGUUUUAAGUGUAAUUGGAAGCCUUUUUCUAUGUCACACCAAAAAUCCAAGCAUAUGAUAUUGUUUAUUUUUGAGUGUUCUAUAAUUUUAAAUAAAACUUUGAUUAUCUGCAGCGU